Messenger RNA from Penicillium paradoxum, 501 nucleotides. RefSeq lists its product as uncharacterized. The transcript has a single exon. The record is from RefSeq and is a predicted model, not a curated record. NCBI's taxonomy places the organism in Eukaryota, Fungi, Ascomycota, Eurotiomycetes, Eurotiales, Aspergillaceae. Bases 1 to 501 code for a protein of 166 amino acids.
AUGGUCGAUUUGAACGCAAAGAUGGAGUCAAUCUCAAGCUUGCAGGUCACUCUGGCUCCUCAGACACCGAUACUGGAGGCACACGAAGUAGUUGCUCUCCCGAUCAAAGUCUCGGUUCACAACGCCGCCGAUUCACCAGUCACCAUUCUGAGGUGGGAUACACCGUUAGACCCUCAGGCUGCUGUUCUCGGUGUCUUCGAGGUUUGUGAUACCGCAGACCAGCGGAAAUUGACCCUUCCCACCAUCAUGGUCUCACGCAAAUUACCUGCCUCCGAGGCAGAUCUUGUUGAGUUACAAGCACGCCAAACUCUAGACCUCACAGUCAAGUUGCCCAUACCAGGUCUUGAAAAGGGGCAUGAAUAUGCCGUUCGUGCUCAGGGAAUUUGGCACGCUGUAUGGCCAACUGAGUUAUCGAAUGUGUCCCCUUCCCAACUCCGAGAUAACGAGGGCGCAGGUCGGGGGGACUUCCGUUCAAAUGAUUCCCAUGUGAGAAUUCAGUGA